Molecule: messenger RNA, 2029 nt
Organism: Nymphaea colorata (pocket water lily)
Lineage: Eukaryota; Viridiplantae; Streptophyta; Magnoliopsida; Nymphaeales; Nymphaeaceae
Product: cryptochrome DASH, chloroplastic/mitochondrial
Exons: 13
Coding region: 27-1901 (624 amino acids)
Biological process (GO): photoreactive repair
Molecular function (GO): DNA binding; DNA photolyase activity; FAD binding
Source: RefSeq, a predicted model, not a curated record
CACUCUCUCUCUUUAUCAAAUUCAGGAUGACUCGCCUUCUCCCGUCUUCCUCCGCUUCUCCUCUCUCUAGACUACUUCCUUUCUCGCCCACCUUUCCUCUGAUCUCCACCUGCACAUCUUCGUUUUCUUUCCCUAGAAAACUCGCCACCAGCUCUCUGUCUCUCUUUCCCAACCCCACCAAGACCACCACUACCUUCUGCGGCAGCACUUCCCUUCAAUACCCAUUAAACAUGAGUUCUGCUGCUUCAUUUAGGACAACCACCAAUCUAGGAAGAGAAGUUUUGGAGGUGCCGCAGAUGGGUGAGGUAGAGAUGCACCGUGUUGCAGGGGAAGCGUUGCAGAGGUAUACUUCCAAUCAACUGAAGAGGGACGGCAGGGGCGUGGCGAUCGUCUGGUUCCGGAAUGACUUGAGAAUUUUGGACAAUGAGGCUCUCUUCUUGGCAUGGAAGUCAUCGGAAGCUGUUUUGCCGGUGUACUGUCUCGAUCCCAGGCUAUUCGGGACUACCCACUAUUUUGGAUUCCCUAAAACUGGAGGUUUUAGAGUGGAAUUUUUGUUCCAGAGCUUGGAUGAUUUGAAGAAAAAUCUUCUGAAAAGAGGAUUGAAUCUGCUCAUAUGCCAAGGGAAACCAGAAGAAAUACUUCCUUCAAUUUCUGAAGCCCUUGGAGUCCACACGGUUUACGCACACAAGGAGACGUGCAGUGAGGAGACACUUGUAGAAAAACUUGUUAACAAAGGCCUUGAGAGGAUUUUGCUUCAGCCACAGACAACUUCCGCAAAUGCCGCUACUAGAACACCAAAGUUGAAACUUAUCUGGGGUAGUACUCUGUACCAUCUUCGUGACCUUCCAUUUACUUCUGGCAGUUUGCCUGAUGUUUAUACACAAUUCCGUAAGUCUGUUGAGUCCAACUGCAAAAUCAGAAGUUGCUUCAAAGUUCCUGAAAUGCUUGGGCCCCUUCCUGAUAACGCCAUGGAUCAGUUCGGUGGAUGGGGAAGUGUUCCUUCAGUUGAACAUCAUGGAAUGCAGAAAAAGGAGAUUGACAAAGGGAUGCAUUUUACUGGAGGUGAAACUGCAGCUUUGGCCAGAGUAAAUGAAUACUUCUGGAAGAAGGACUUACUGAAGGUGUAUAAAGAGACCAGAAAUGGCUUGCUGGGACCAGAUUAUUCAACCAAGUUUUCUCCAUGGCUUGCUUUUGGAUGCCUUUCUCCUCGUUAUGUCUAUGAAGAGGUAAUGAGAUACGAAAAAGAAAGACUUGCAAACAAUUCAACAUAUUGGGUCUUAUUCGAGCUGAUAUGGAGAGACUACUUCAGGUUUUUGUCUAUGAAGUAUGGAAAUUCCAUCUUUCAUCUAGGUGGACCGAGAAAACUAGAACAUCUUAGAUGGAGCAAGGACAAGAACUUGUUUGAAUCAUGGAGGGAUGGUCGAACUGGGUACCCACUCAUUGAUGCAAACAUGAAGGAACUGUCGUCCACCGGAUUCAUGUCCAACAGGGGUCGUCAGAUCGUUUGUUCCUUCUUGGUUCGAGAUAUGGGCAUCGAUUGGCGGAUGGGUGCAGAAUGGUUCGAGUCCUGCCUCGUCGACUACGACCCUUGCUCCAACUACGGCAACUGGACUUAUGGCGCAGGCGUCGGAAAUGAUCCACGGGAAGAUCGAUAUUUUAGCAUUCCAAAGCAGGCACAAACGUAUGAUCCAGAGGGGGAGUACGUAUCCUACUGGCUGCCGGAGCUCCGAUCACUCCCAAAGGACAGGAGGCAUUCCCCCGGGAUUUCUUACGUCGACCGCGUGGUGCCGUUGAAGUUCGGAGCCGCGCCGCAGCACCACCACCGCCCUCACAGGAAGGACGUCGGCCGCGCCUCAGCACCACCACCGCCCUCACAAGAAGGACGUCGGCCGCGCCGAUAGCAGGUCAAGAAGGCAGCCGCAGGACUCCUCAAGCGACGCACCACCAAGAACAUGAUGAACCUAUCCAUUUAUUUCACCAAUUUUUGGUGCUUUUCAAUAAAACAAGAAUUUUUUUUCCCAAGUGAAAA